GCUGUUUUAUGUUAUGUCUAAUAUAGGUGCAGGUUUAUGUCAUAUCUUAUAUAAUGGCUGAUUUAUGCCAUGUCUUAUAUAGUUGUAGUUUUAUGUCAUGCUUUAUAUAGUGGCUGUUUUAUGUCAUGUCUUAUAUAUGAUGGUAUAGUGUUUGUAUUAUGACAUGUCGUUUGAAAGUAUUUUCGCGGAUAUUUUAUAUUUAUAGUUUAAGAAAGAACUUGUAAGAAUGCAAGCCAGUAUUGGAGGCGAGAUCGUGACAUUACAUACAAACAGUUCAAGCACUGCUGACCUUGUAAACGAGCAAGUUCACAUUUCCAGGAAGGAGGAGAGCGAGAGACAUUUUUGUUUAUGUAAUCUUGGAGAUAUAAUUCACAAGUAUCAACAAAUGACGACACUAAUACCGAGAGUUAAACCUUUUUAUGCUGUAAAGUGCAAUGAAGAAUUACCAGUACUAAAGGUCCUCGCUGAUCUGGGGGCAUCAUUUGACUGUGCUAGUAAGCACGAGAUAGAAAAGGUUCUCAAUAUUGGCGUAACACCAGCACGUGUCAUAUACGCACAGCCAUGCAAGCAACCUUCAAUGCUGAAGUUCGCGAAACAGAAAGGUGUGGACAAGAUGACGUUUGACAACGUGGAGGAACUGUAUAAAGUUAAGAAGAUAUUUCCAACAGCUAGAUUAGUUUUGAGAAUAAUGAUAGACAGUGAGUAUAAGGGGAACCAAGAUUUCAGCAGUAAGUACGGGUGUCAUCCAUUGGACGUUCCCACAGUUCUCGAGACCGCAAAAGAACUAAACCUUAACGUCGUCGGUGUAAGUUUUCACGUUGGUAGCAACUGUUAUGACUCUAGGGCAUUUUCAGCAGCCAUACAGCAAUCAAGGCAGGUAUUUGAUACCGGGGCUGGUCUUGGCUUCAAUAUGACACUGCUUGACAUAGGAGGUGGUUUCCCAGGUCAACUUGAUACUGGUAGCACAUUUCAGCAGAUAGCUGAUGUUGUAAACUCCAGCUUAGAUACACACUUUCCAUAUAAGGAAGGUUUGGAGGUUAUAGCCGAGCCGGGACGCUACAUGGUCGCAUCCGCUUUUACUAUUGGCGUCAACAUCAUAGCAAAACGUAUUGUGCCGCAUAGACCAAACAAACAAGAUAAAGGGACUGGCAUAAACAGAAAUGAUCCGACUGUAAAGUCUAUAAUGUACUAUGUGAAUGACGGAGUUUACGGGUCAUUCCUGGGUAAACUUGCAGAUUACAGAAAAUAUGAGGCAAAAUCUUUAAAGACUGAGGUAGCUGCUGUCAUGUAUGAAAGUAGUAUCUGGGGACCUUCAUGUGACAGUGUUGACUGUAUUGUAGACUCUACAUUAUUACCAGCACAUGAUGUUGGAGAAUGGCUGUAUUUCCCCGACAUGGGCGCAUACACCUUGUCAUCACACACAAACUUCAAUGGAAUGGAAGAGCCUAAACUAAUCUAUUACUGUCAAACAGACAUUUGGAAUCAGUUAUACAGUGAGAAGUCUUGCCAGUAUAAUGGACCAAAUAAUACAACAUAAGAGUUAUAUAGUCUCACAAGCAUACUUUAUGCUGUUGAUACAUGAGUUAGUCUUGUCUGAAACAAUUGCAAGUAACAUGUAUUUUAUUCCAGUCAGAUUGACUUAUUUGAAAGCAAGUGUUCCAUUUAGUCUGACAAAUUGGAAUUUCAUUAUUUUUAUGUAUAUAUUGUACAUGUCUGAUGUACCUUUAACACAAAGUAGUAUAGGCUUUAUUUAACAACAUAUUGAAACGUACCCGGGGUCUGAUAGCCCGGACACACUUCAAUAUCGACACGUGGGUUCUUCUCAAACACACGUAAAUGGAAAAGGGAAAGUUAGGGACACAAGGACUAAAAGAUACGGACACCUGAAAUAAGAUUAACACUACAAUUUAUUAAAUAUACAUUUCACAAACAAUAAAAUUGGUAUAUAGUAUUUUCUGUGGAUGGCUCUGGCUUGGGCUCCUCGUCUUAGGUCAGGAAUAUUCUUCUGUUACGUCUAGAAUUAUGUAUGAUAUAAGAUGUAAUGUAAGGCUUGACAAAUACGGUGUCACGUCUUGCCUGUGGUCAGGUACAAAUUUUAUGGUAGGAAUUGCCAUGAAAUGCUAUAGGGUUGAUGGGGUAUCUAAAAUGGUAACUACAAAAUACAGUGGUGUUCUACCCUGGUAUGUGGGUAUCACUAUAAAAUAUGAGAAUAUGGCUAUGGAAACUUGGUCUUCAGUCAGGAUCUAUCACAAAUGGAAAAUAAUGCCAAACUGCCAAACUAGAUGAUUUAAUAUAAAACUUCUAUAUAAACUAUUACUGGCACAAAGUAUUGUAUACCUUUCUGGUGGCUGGAGAUACAUCCAUAUUCAAUAAUGUAUAGGUGUGGUCUGGUGGUUAUCUACCAAGGUACUGACAAUUUUGGCAGAUUCGGGCUGCUAUUUAUAGUCUCGGACGCUGGGUGGCUAGCUUGCUUGGCAGUAUCGUCAUCGUCUCCGAUGACGUCACUGCCUAGCUCGCGCGGGCAGAAAUUUAGCCAGUGCCAGCUGCCAUGUUUAAAUUGGCAGCGUGUGGCUAAUUGAUCAUUAAAACGGCUACAACGUAGAAAAUAAGUUAUUUUAAGUAAUAUAACCAUCGUAAAUAUUAAAAGGAUGAAGUUAUCUAUGCAUGCAGUGUAUGUAUUGAUGAUUAAAAGUCGAUGUCAUGAAGUAGAGUUAAUUACUUCAGUACUUGAGUAGUUUCCGGAUACGGGUUUAUUUUCGGACGUAAAAUGAUGGGCUUGAUCGUUACAAUAUAAUGGGAGAAUAGGAAGCAAUUUUUAUAAUUAUCACAUAACUUUAAACUUAAUAUACUUCUGUAUUUCUUGACAGCACUGAUAAUUAACUCGUAGUAAAUAAAGUUUUAUUUUAAUACUUGAUCUUGCUUGCAAUUCAUUCCAUUCGAGGAAAGUACCAUUCACAUUCAUAAUAACUUUGAUAAACCCUUAUACUUUUAUCAUACCAUGUUUUUAUGAAAAUAGGUUUUCUAUCCAUCAAAAUAUAUUGGUUAUAGAACAGGGGCAUUUCUUACAUUUCCAUAGAAAUAAUCGGUAUUUUUUCUAAAAAUUCUUCAUAAGCACCUAAAACAUCUUUCCAAAAUGAAUUUUUCAA
Ruditapes philippinarum (Manila clam) is the source of this 3146-nucleotide messenger RNA. RefSeq names its product ornithine decarboxylase-like. The record is from RefSeq and is a predicted model, not a curated record. Lineage: Eukaryota; Metazoa; Mollusca; Bivalvia; Venerida; Veneridae. Gene Ontology annotation, cellular component: cytoplasm. Gene Ontology annotation, molecular function: ornithine decarboxylase activity.